Chaetomium globosum CBS 148.51 is the source of this 2181-nucleotide messenger RNA. RefSeq lists its product as uncharacterized. Gene Ontology annotation, biological process: meiotic DNA recombinase assembly involved in reciprocal meiotic recombination; meiotic joint molecule formation; double-strand break repair via homologous recombination. Gene Ontology annotation, cellular component: Swi5-Swi2 complex; Swi5-Sfr1 complex. The record is from RefSeq and is a predicted model, not a curated record. The coding region runs from base 1 to 2181 and encodes 726 amino acids. NCBI's taxonomy places the organism in Eukaryota, Fungi, Ascomycota, Sordariomycetes, Sordariales, Chaetomiaceae. The transcript has 6 exons.
AUGAUUUGCGAUGGUUUCUGGUUGGAGAAUUUGAUCCUUAAGAGCGACGACGAGUUUACCGUGGUCGGUGUCGUGGGGCUGGAAUGGCCGUACAUUGGACCGCCACAGCUCGCGGCCUCGGCGCCGUGGUGGUUGCUUCGGGAUCGACCUACCAACGUCUGGUGGAAUUAUGGCAACGGGGAGCCGCCCGAUUUCACUGAACGGUACUUUGAGCACCUUGAACUCUACAAGCGCGUCCUCCGAGAAGAGGAGGCCAAAUUACGAGGGCCAGAAGACAAGAUCUUCUCCGAGCUCGUCCAGUGGUCCGAGGAUUCAGGGGCCAUGUGGUUCCAUAUGCUCUUCACCUUCGGAAUCAACGGCCUGGAUACCUUCCCGCUUGCAGAACUGCAUUGCCACGUGGGUGUUGAGGAAUGGAAGACAUUGGAAGAACAGGUUGACGAAGACGAGAUGGAAGUGUUUGCCGAGGAGAAAUUGCUGGACCUGAAGCAGUACGAUGCGGAUCUAGAAGCGAUUAGAAGGGACAAGGCUCGGGUGGAUAGCGGUGAGUUGAAGGCGUCGGUGUUUCUUGACUGGUAUCGUCGGUUGUCACGGUCGGGGCCAAAUUGUCGUUGGCUUGCGGCCGCGCGUAUGGGCAGAAAUCCAGACACAGCUUCCAGCCUGCUCGCGCGCGCCGACGGAGAACGGACCCGAACAAAUCGAAGCAUAGCCCAGCAGGCUCCAUCCCCCAAAAUGAGCCGACAAACCCCCCGCAAGUCGCGCCACCGCCACCACGCAAGCAACAGCGGUCCCCGCCAAGUGGCCGCCUCCGACUACGAGUCCGAUGCCGCCCAGUACAUGGAGAACCGUGAGGCGAUGCCCCUGUCCAACCCGCAGCCGGCCCGCGACAACACCGAGCUUAGCCUGCGCGUCCUGCGCCGCUAUCAACCAAGCAUACGGUCCAUCAUGGCCAUCGCCGCCAACGCCGUUGCCUACAACUUCCUCGAGGCUACACAGGGGGUGGGAGAAGCACGGGGCGGAGGGCACCAUGUUCAUCUGCGAGCAGGAGCCCGUCAUGGCACCCACCGGGCCAGACACUGCCGCGGGUGUGGGUCAGGGGAGCUCAUCGUCUUUCGGCUGGAGGACGGCGCUGUGAUCAGCGGUAACAACCAGGGAGCGGACGCCACCGCAAAGAAGAUCCUCGGGCUUUGGAUCCACGCCGACGAGAGCAAUACGCGGGAGGUGCACGCGAGUUUGAUCUUGGGCGCCUGGAAACAGGGCCGUCAAGCCUUGGACGCGUACAUUCAAGCGGUGACAGCAGGGGCAAUGGAAAACAACGGCAACUUAGCGCGAGAUCCGCAUGCAGUUGCCGUCGCGGGGGAUUCGGCCGCUGGGAAACGGUUGACGACAGUUCCCCACCACUUGCGAUCGCUCGACCCCGCGCUUUGCAACCCAAGCUUCGCCCAGCAUGCACAGUGUUUUAUCCCCGACCAAGCCACUGUGUAUCUUACCAUUUUGGCGACUUUCAACCUCAGAGUGCUUGCGUCCCCACUGAGCCCACCUUCCAUCAAAAUGGCGACCGACAACAACGGCGUCAAAAUUAGCGCCUCGUCAUUGUCCGAUGGCGAUGAUGCAAUUGAGAUCGCGAUACGUACUCAAACAUCCCUUGCCACUUCAUUCCAACAAUGGCUCGCGCAAAAAAGGAACGACGACGGGGAUCGCAACGACGUUAUCGCCAGGGUUCAAUUACGAUUAGACAGCUACAAGCAGUGGCUUCUUGAAGCCAAUACCGUGCCAAUCACCGUCCUGAAGGAUGUCGAGCCGUGGGACAUGAGUGCUCGUGUGCAGCCUGGGGACGAGGAUGGAUCAGUCAUCAUCGUUACGGGACCAGGUUCGGGUGAACCCAUCGAAAUCGCAACCAAGGACGAGGGGGAACUCAGAUACCUCAUGAGUUGCAACGCCUUCUCCAAAACCCAAGAGACCUUGAGAUUACUGCUCCGCACAGCAAGUGAGCUUCAAGAUGCAGAGGCGGAACUGAGCCAACCACCCGACACCACUGUCAAGACCUACAUCCGCCGCCUACAGGAGUACAACGACAUCAAGGACAUUGGCCAGCAGCUCAUCGGCUUCAUUGCCGAGAAUCGGGGCGUGUCUGUUCGGACCAUCUACGAGCAGGAAGAGUUUGGCGUCAGUUAUCCGCAAUAG